This is a messenger RNA of Manis javanica (Malayan pangolin), 948 nucleotides long. Lineage: Eukaryota; Metazoa; Chordata; Mammalia; Pholidota; Manidae. The record is from RefSeq and is a predicted model, not a curated record.
AUGCCCAACCAGCCAGAGCAAGGGGAAGCUGAGAGUGGGAGUCAUGGCUGUGACAGCCCUGGGCGCUGCCAGAGCCAGGCAAACUCUGCUGGGCAGAUGCUGGAAGUGCGCCCGGGGCUGUACCUGGGCAGAGCAGUGGCUGUGGCAGAGCCGGACCACCUGAGGAAGGUGGGCAUCAUGGCAGUGCUGACGGUGGACUCAGAAGAGCCUGACUUCAGGGCGGCAGUUGGGGUCAAGGGUCUACAAAGCCUCUUCAUGCCAGCGCUGGACAAGCCCGAGACCGACUUGCUCAGCCAUCUGGACAGGUGUGUGGCCUUCAUUGGCCAGGCCCGUGCCAAGGGCCAUCCAGUGUUGGUGCACGGUCUCUUUUUCAGUCAUGCAGGAGUCAGUCCAAGUGUGGCUAAAAUAACUGCUUUUAUGAUGAAGACUGACCAACUUACCUUUGAAAAAGCCUAUGAAAACCUCCAGACUAUGACGCCAGAGGCUAAGAUGAAUGAAGGGUUUGAGUGGCAAUUGAAAUUAUACCAGGCAAUGAAAUACGAGGUUGAUACCUCUAGUGCAAUUUAUAAGCAAUAUCGUUUACAAAAGGUUACAGAUAAGUAUCCAGAAUUGCAGAACUUACCUCAAGAUCUGUUUGCCGUUGACCCAACCACCCUUUCACAAGGAUUGAAAGAUGAGGUUCUCUACAAAUGUAGAAAUUUAGGGAGUCAGGCUCAAUGUACAUCUUAUUUCAUUGAACAUGUACAGUGGAUGGAAUCUACUUUGUUGGGAGUAAUGGAUGAACAGCUUCUUUGCCCCAAAUGCAAUGCCAAGUUGGUUUCUUUCAAUUGGUAUGUUAAACAGUGCUCAUGUGGUAGGUGGAUAACACCUGCUUUUCAAAUACGUAAGAAUAGAGUGGAUGAAAUGAAAAUGCUGCUGGUUUUGGUAUCACAAGUAAGAAAAAUAUGA